AUGGCCAAUCCAUACCACCACCGGCCGGUUCCAGACUAUCUGAUUGCCUCGCCCCUCGUGGCCCUCCUCUAUCCAUUCCAUCAGCUCCUGCUGCGUCUGCGGGGAUCUCCCCGACUACCUCCACCCGACGCCCGUCCCAUUCGCGUCGUCUGUAUCUCCGACACACACACGCUCAAGUGGCCCGAUGUUCCCGAUGGAGAUCUCCUGAUCCAUGCUGGUGACUUGGCUAACGAUGGCUCUGUGCGCGAGAUCCAAAGUGCCGUUGACUGGCUACGAUCUCUACCCCAUCGACACAAGGUCGUGAUUUGCGGGAAUCACGAUAGCUAUUUCGAUGCGCGCUCGCGAUGUGAGGAAGACCGCGAGGACCACGGCACCUCAUCCUCGUUCGCCGCCGUCUCCGCCUCAACAGCCUCCAUCCAUUCCCUCGACGAAAUCACCGCCGCCUCGCGCAUCGACUGGGGUGACAUCCACUACUUGCAACAUUCCUCGGUGACUCUCUCUUUCCCCGGAUCCCCCGCAGCCUCCCCGACAACUCCCCUUACCAGCACCCACCCACGAUCUCUCACCAUCUACGGAGCGCCCCAGAUUCCCGCUCUCAUGCCCUUCGGCCCCGAGCAUGCUUUCACCUACCCUCCCCAUCACGAUGCCUGGUCGCGCACCGUGCCCCCUGACACCGACAUCCUCAUCACCCACACCCCGCCCGAAGCCCACCUGGACAUGUCCCCCAUCUACUCAACCGGCUGCCCCAAUCUCCUCGCCGAGGCCUGGCGCGUCAGGCCCGCCCUGCACGUUUUCGGUCACAUCCACAACUCUGCUGGCCGCGAACCUAUUUUCUGGGACGAGGCUCAGCGCGCAUGGGAGCGACUCUGCGCCUCGCGCCGCCCGCGCGCCAAGCACGGUCGUUUGGUAUCCUUGGCGGGGUUCCUCCGAGAUCUGUUCGAUCCCUCAAGCUGGCUCGACGCGGCCCGCGUUAUCUUCUACGGCAUGCUGGGCGUGGUCUGGUCACAGGUCUGGGGCGGCGAGGCCUGCGGCGGGGGUUGGAUGGUGAAUGCUGCCUGUAUGUAUCGCAGCAGCGGUCGACUUGCGAACCCACCGCAGGUCAUUGAGCUGUGA
Penicillium macrosclerotiorum is the source of this 1113-nucleotide messenger RNA. RefSeq names its product metallophosphatase domain-containing protein. Lineage: Eukaryota; Fungi; Ascomycota; Eurotiomycetes; Eurotiales; Aspergillaceae. The transcript has a single exon. Gene Ontology annotation, molecular function: hydrolase activity. The coding region runs from base 1 to 1113 and encodes 370 amino acids. The record is from RefSeq and is a predicted model, not a curated record.